This is a messenger RNA of Pocillopora meandrina, 484 nucleotides long. Lineage: Eukaryota; Metazoa; Cnidaria; Anthozoa; Scleractinia; Pocilloporidae. The record is from the annotation of a GenBank genome assembly.
AUGAAUCCUCUCUUGAAGAGUCUCAAGAAACAAGUUAGCCGCUCAAUUUCUCUCGAUACCUACACCGAGCCUAAAACCAUAUCAUGUCUUCACACAUUUUGCUGUGAGUGUUUAGAGAGACACGCAAUAGAGAACAAGAAACAAGGGAAAUUCCGAUGCCCCGAGUGUCAGGCAGAAAUCGAUUUACCACAAGAAAAUUGCUUCGACCGUUUGCCUAGCAGCCUUUUCCACAAAAGUCUGUGAGGUGUCCUUCUUGAAGCGGAAGAUCGCGAAGCCAUCGCGAGGCAACAACGGGACACUUGCUCGCAACAUACGGAAGAAAGAGUACGAUAUUACUGCUCCUCGUGUAAAGCGUGUAUUUGUCCGAUUUGCGUCACCGAAGACCACCGAGGCCAUGCGUUUGAAAUCCUUGAAAAAGCAGUGCAAGAGGAUAAGAAAAACAUUAUGUCGACUGUCGAGACCAUCAAGGUGUGAAGGCAACUAA